CAGCGCGGUAUUUGAGCGAGUGUUGUCGGCUUUCUGACAGCGGACCGUCCGUAGUUUCUUGGGUACCACAACUUUGGUGGAUGCAAGUAUUACCAGUCUUGUCGUAAAUGGUGUGAGAGAUGGACGGCGACAGAAUGGAGGUGGGAAACCAGAAACAAGACAUCAAUGUGGAGGUCCAUGUUAAAUCUCACAGCACAGCUAAACGGUCCGAGGUGAGGAUUCAUGUUCUGGCUCUUCUGAAUCGCCACAGCAUGGUUUUUGGAAACUACAGAUGGACAGAGUUUGAUGAGGACUACCUGCAGAAACAUGUGGAGUCUGUGGCUAUAGUUGAUGUUGAGGAACUGGUCACACAGCCUCUGGAUUUGAAGAGCUGCUCUGUCUCCGUUCACAUCUUCACUCUGAAUGAGGAUGGACCCAGCACGCUCAGUUUGGAGGCGGAUGAGGAGCUUUCAGCAGCCAAUCACUGGUUGCUGCCAGCAGCUGAAUUCCAUGGGAUAUGGGAGAGUCUGGAAUAUGAGAGCGGAGUAAAAACCCAGCUCCUGGAUUAUGUCACAACAACAAUUUACUUCUCGGAUAAAAAUGUCAACAGCAACCUGAUUUCGUGGAACCGUGUAGUGCUCCUUCACGGCCCCCCGGGCACAGGGAAAACAUCACUCUGCAAAGCUCUCGCCCAGAAGCUGUCAAUCAGACUGUCGAGUCGGUAUUCUUAUGGGCAAUUUGUGGAGAUAAACAGCCACAGCUUGUUCUCAAAGUGGUUCUCAGAGAGCGGUAAGCUGGUCACAAAGAUGUUUCAAAAGAUCCAACAGCUGAUUGACGACAAAGACGCUCUUGUGUUUGUUCUGAUAGAUGAGGUGGAGAGUCUGACAGCAGCUAGGAGUGCCUGCCAGGCGGGGACAGAGCCCUCUGACGCCAUUAGAGUGGUCAACGCCGUUCUCACUCAGCUGGACCAGAUCAAACGACAUCCCAACGUGGUGAUUCUGACGACCUCGAACGUGACGGACAAGAUAGACUUGGCGUUUGUGGACAGAGCUGACAUCAAGCAGUACAUCGGACCUCCAUCAGAGAAGGGCAUCUACAACAUCUACCUGUCCUGCCUGGAGGAGCUGAUGAAGUGCCAGAUCAUCUACCCCCGGCAGCAGCUGUUUACCAUGUUUGAGCUGGAGACGAUGCGCUUCGCCAAGAGUGAGGUGUCCGAGCACAGCCUGAACCUGAGGAGCAUUGCUCAAAAAAGCAAAGGUUUGAGUGGAAGAGCACUCAGGAAGUUACCAUUUCUAGCCCACGCGCUGUUCGUAAAGACACCAACAGCAACCCUUGAGAGUUUUAUGGAGGCUAUGCACCAAACAGUGGAGAAACAGAGGGAGGAAAAAGCUCAUCUGGUGAACGGUAUCUGAACUUUUACAAAGCCCAAAGGCUGACACACGGUGGUUCAUGAGCUCUCCUGUGGCUUGUUUGUUUGUAGUUUUGGAAACUACGACCUUUACAUAUUUUUUAUAAAGCUUAUUAAAUUCACUUGGCAGAAAUGUGUUAAAUAUAUUGGCAAGUUAUAUUGUUUUAACAAAUACUAUCUCUAACAUAAAUGUUUGUUCAGGUGAUUCUGUUGGUGCUGCUGCCAAGUUGGUUUUCAGUAUUUGCAGUUUGGGUUAAGAUGGAGUGCCAAAUGCGUUGUGUGUUUUCUGAUAUUUUUAUGUAACAUUUAGCUUUACAGUGCCACCGUUUUUUGUCGGUUCUUUUUUUUAAAGGGAUAGUUCACAUCUGUAUUGGCAUAAGUUACCUUUUGUGUAACACAUUAGCUCCUUUCAUGGAUUGUUUUGAAGAUAUCUCAUUGAGAUGUGGGAACUUUUUUAAUUCCCUUUUCUGGUGCUCAUUUAAAAGUUGCUAUCUCACUGAUCCAACUCCAUCCACAGGAUCUGUAGAAAAUGCUAAUGUUCAUGCAAGAUACCGACUUAUGUUGAGAAAUGUGAACUUUCCCUUAAACAUGACAGUUUUUUUACACUGUUCAUGUGUUUUAAAAAGGGAUGUUCCUCAGACCAUCACUUACAAAUGUUAAGUUAUGUUUGUCAGUUCUAUAUUCAUGUUAACAACAAAUCCUCUUUAAACUCUCUGGAUUAAUGUGUUCAUUACGACUUUAUUUUGUAUAUAACUUUGUAAUAAACAAUAUCUAUUAUUUU
Messenger RNA from Trematomus bernacchii (emerald rockcod), 2168 nucleotides. It is a transcript of the gene trip13, whose product is annotated as thyroid hormone receptor interactor 13. Gene Ontology annotation, biological process: reciprocal meiotic recombination; meiotic recombination checkpoint signaling. Gene Ontology annotation, molecular function: ATP hydrolysis activity; ATP binding. The record is from RefSeq and is a predicted model, not a curated record. The coding region runs from base 120 to 1391 and encodes 423 amino acids. NCBI's taxonomy places the organism in Eukaryota, Metazoa, Chordata, Actinopteri, Perciformes, Nototheniidae. Gene Ontology annotation, cellular component: nucleus; chromosome. The transcript is spliced from 14 exons.